This is a messenger RNA of Podarcis muralis (Common wall lizard), 2055 nucleotides long. The record is from RefSeq and is a predicted model, not a curated record. Lineage: Eukaryota; Metazoa; Chordata; Lepidosauria; Squamata; Lacertidae.
AUGGAAGACUCUUUAGCAACUAUGCAACAAUCUAUGAAAACUGUUGAUCAAUGGGGCGAAUUGGGAGAAGCUAGUUCCCUGCCGGUGGAAACCAACCCCAUGAGGACUCCAAGUCCUAGUGAAAAGUCCGCGUCCUGGUUUUCCGAUGGGUCCCAGGAGGAGCUGGUGGAUUCCAGUAUCCCAGAGACGGUUCGGAAGGGUCAGCGAGAGACCUGCCGCGCGGAAGGAGGGAGGGAUGCGUCAGAGUACCAAACCCUAAACCCUCGUGAGGAGGUGCAAGCAGAGGCAGCUUCUGCACGUCCUAGGGAAAAUUUUCCUGUUUACACAGAGUCUAAAGAGAUGGAUUUCUCGGAAGGACUUGAUGUGGAAUGGACUCGAGAUCCAGUGGACGGUGGAUUCCGUUCCAGAGAAAAGUGUCCAAAAGUCGGUGAGGCUAUUUGUCUAGCACCACGAUACGACCGGAAGGCGUAUGAUUUUCAAAGUCUAUCGCAACAGCGACAAGUGAUGACGGAGAGAGAGUACAGCCGAGAGGCGUAUGGGCCAGAUGUGCGCAGGAAGGUGGAGCAGCCUUCGCUUAACCCGGGAAAGGUCUACUCGCCCGUCGGUGCUCAACAAGUGCGCGUGCCAGUACGCCGGUAUGUAACGGAGGAGGAAGAGUUUUUUCAAAGACCCCAACGUGAAUGCGUGGCGGCAGACCAGCAACGCCCGGAUGGGUGGAUGGCGCCUAGCAGAGUUCCAAGGUAUGAACCUGUCCCAGUGCGGGGGGGAAACCAGCAACAACCGCCCCCCCCAGGACUGACUUUAAAUAACCUUAAUUGGAAGGUAUUUCAGAGGUAUCAACCUCCUACUGAUGUACUGUGUUACCUAAACCUUUUUGAAGUAACUUGCAAGGACAUGGGAGUCGCCCCAGAACUCUAUAUGGUGGUUUUGCGCUCCCUGGUCUGUGGGGAUUUGUCAGAAUUGAUGGGACAUCUUCCCCAAGAUGACUUAAAUAACUAUGAGAAGUUUAAAAAACUAGUUAUGCGGCGGCUUGGAUUACACCCUGAGCAAUAUAGAAAAGCCUUCCGAAAGGUGGAGAAGGGUGGGCUCACUGACAACAUAGCCGUAUUUUCUGCAAAGAUGGCUCAGAAUUUCGAACUGUGGCUGGCAGCCGAGGGGGCUGGGAUGCGAAAGGAUAUCAAGCAGCUCCUGUUGAUUGAGCAGUUCAUGCGGUCAUUGUCCCCUGGAAUUGCUAGCUUGGUUGCAGAUCAAAAGCCACUCAAUAAAACUGUCGUGGAAUCCUAUCGGGACUCUGGCUCAGACAUUACAAGCGUGUCUAGAGAUCUGGUCUUGCCUAGCCAGAUGCAGGCAAAGCCUCUGAAGAUUAGUCCAUACGGGGUAGAGGAGAUUUUUCAGCCAACAGCAAUAGUUCCCCUUAAAUACAAAGGCUACAGCGGGGAUCAUUUGGUGAUUGUUCAUGACCCACAAGUUUGCAAAAGCCCCGUCUUGGUUGGGAACGAUCUUGGAUUUCAAGUUUACUUGCAACAACAAAUCAAGGUGAAUCCAGUAACUGUAGCAUCUGUCCCCACCCCGAUUCAGGCAGGGACUGACUCUGUUGAGCCUGAGACAGGGUUGGAUGGAAAACCCGGAGGGGAGGGAGAGUUACCAAUCUUGGAUGCGGAACCCAAAAAGGACUUUGAUGCCUCUGUCGAACUGGGGGAUUUGGGUCAGAAGGUGGGAACUCACUAUGAUAAUCUGCCCAAUGAGCUACAAAGAGUCCCCUUGAAAGCAAAUGUUUUGGAGAACCUUGUCCCGGAUAGGGAGGGUGGAAGUGUGGCGCCUGAUACUAUAACUCCCAAAACUACUGAGACUGUUGAGACUGUAAUAACUGAGAAAUUGGUUGGGAGGAGGGUUGGCUUGAUACGAAUUGCCACUCCUUGUGUUAAUGAGCCCUGCUCAGCGUCUGACGUCAUCCCCAGGGUUCAUCGAGUUGUUUGUGCCUUCUUUUCAAAGUAUGGACUCUGUUUCCGUGACUUUAUCAAAGGACUCAGUUUUGUCUCUAUGGAACCAGCCUGA